AUGGGAGGCUGUGAGUUCAAAUUUCGAGGAUCUUGUGAUGAUACAUGUAUAGAUAUUGUAAUAAUUUUUAUAGAGAUGUCUCUCUAAAAUUUUGAAUUGAUAUCUGUUAUUGGUCAAGGAGGGUUUGGCAAAGUUUACAAGGCGAGACUUUAAAAGACCAAAAAUUUAAUAGUAGCUUUAAAAGUUAUGUCAAAAGUGAGAGUCAUACAAAAAAAGAGUGUUAGUUCUGUCAUGAAUGAAUUAUAAAUAUUGUCAACUUUAAAGCACGAUUUUAUCAUUAAUAUAGUAAGUGCAUUUUAAGAUCGCUAUCAAUUAUAUUUAGCAAUGGAUUUCCUGGCUGGAGGAGAUUUAAGAUUUCAUAUUUGUAAAUAUAGAAAGUUUUCGGAGCAAAUAACUAAGCAUAUUGCUGCUUGCAUAAUUAUUGGAUUAGAUUAUAUCCAUUCUAAUGGUAUAAUACAUAGAGACAUUAAACCUGAAAAUCUCGUUUUUGAUAGUGAUGGAUUUUUAAGAAUCACUGAUUUUGGAAUUGCGAGAAUUUGGAAACCUUAAAAUAGUCAUGAAACCAGUGGUACUCCAGGAUAUAUGGCUCCUGAAGUAAUGUGUAGAUAAAAUCAUGGUGUUGCCGUAGAUUAUUUUGCCCUCGGAGUCAUCAUGCACGAAUGCAUUUUAGGUAAAAGACCGUACAAUGGUAAAAACAGAUAAGAGAUCAGGGAUUAAAUUAUAGCAAAAUAAGUGAUUUUGACAGACAUUCCAUAAGGUUGGAGUGAAAAUGCAAUAAACUUUACAAAUUUACUUAUGCAUCGAAAACCAACUAUUAGAUUAGGAUGCAAUGGACCUGAAGAAGUGAAAAAUCACCCAUGGUUUAGAGAUAUCAAUUGGGCACAAUAUGAACAAAAACUAGUUGCUUCUCCAUUCAUUCCAGAUGGAAAAUUAGAAAACUAUUUAAAGUCAAAUAGGUUAGAAUCUUUAGAAGAUUAAUCAAUCCUUCAUUGUGAACAAAUUUAAUUCUAAGAAUAAUUUCUAGGUUAUGAAUAUUUGCCAUAAAUAAAUGGGUAAACAUCUUUAAUGUCAGCUUUUGCUUCUCCGAGAACUUCUAACAUUAGAACUCAACUUAAAGAAUAUUGA
Molecule: messenger RNA, 1125 nt
Organism: Paramecium tetraurelia
Lineage: Eukaryota; Ciliophora; Oligohymenophorea; Peniculida; Parameciidae
Exons: 5
Biological process (GO): peptidyl-serine phosphorylation; intracellular signal transduction
Molecular function (GO): protein serine/threonine kinase activity; ATP binding
Source: RefSeq, a predicted model, not a curated record